AUGUCUAGCAGAGACUCAAACGAGGCGCACAUGAAACAGAAGCGUGCCAGGUCGCAACUGAGUUGUACAGCCUGCCGCCAUGGGAAACUUCGCUGCAACCGUGCCGCGCCAUGCGACCAAUGUAUCAAGCGAAGCAAAGAGUCAGCAUGUUCCUACUUGCCUCCAGCAGCCAAAGCAAGAGCCCCACAGGAUGUCAAGGGCCGUAUUCAGCAUCUUGAACAGCUAGUGGUUGAUCUGAUGAAUUCGAGGUCGUCAGAUGGUACCGGCACUACAACCAAUAGCUCGUCUGAAGCAGAGAAGGCUCAAAACAGGGUAACACCACCAUACAGUGAGGAUAAUUCGCCAGCUAGGCAACAUCUGUCAGAGGCACACGUAGAAUCUUUGGGACAUCUACGGAUCAGUAAGGAGGGCACAAGCUAUGUCGGAUCAUCUCACUGGGCGACAAUUUUGGACAGUAUCUCUGAGAUAAAACGAGACCUGGAAGACUCCGGUGAUGAGACUUUCGACAACGAAUACGAUGCGUGGCGCAAUGAAGAGCCACUCGAUGUGUACGAUGAAGAGCUGCCAGGACUUUUGCGUUCCCCUCGCCGAGUCACGAAAGCCGAGCUGCUAUCAUUCGUACCACCUAAGGCUGAAGCAGAUGCUCUUGUGUCGCUAUGGUUUAGAUCCUAUCAUCCGUACAGACCCAUCAUCCACGCCCCUCAAUUCCAGAACGAAUACCGGCAGUUCUGGCGAUCGCAAACGAGCGCGCCAGUCAUGUGGCUGGGCGUUCUGUUUGGAAUGUUCGGGAUGUCAAGCUUAUUCAAGAUCCGUGCUCUGAGGAUUCCAGAUACACCAGAUAUUCGAGCUACCAUAAAGAAAGCAGAUCUCUAUCAGGAGCUGGCAGCAUCAGCGGCUGUACUGGGUAACUACAUGAAGCCGAAAGCUUACACCAUAGAAUGCUUGUUACUACAUUCAGGAGCCAACAGGAUGAUCAACUACACUGACAUCUGGGUCUUGAUGGGCAUCCUCCUUAGGUUGGCUUUAUACAUGGGAUACCACCGAGACCCAAGUCACUACAGUAACGUGUCAGUGCUCGAUGGGGAGAUGCGACGAAGGGUGUGGCACCUGCUAUACAUGUUCGAUACUUUAUUGUCGUUUCAACUGGGGUUACCUGCUAUGACACGUAUAGUGCAGAGCGACACGAGGCCUCCGCACAAUCUCUACGAUCAAGAUUUCUCCAUACACAGUAAAACUUUACCGCCCCCGAGGCCGAUCGAACAGCUCACCCCCUCGGCUUACGGAGCCUGCAAAACCAGCUUGUGUCAAAUAUUUGCUUUGGCAGCGGACAUGUCACAUGCACCAGUAUCACCUUCAUACGCCGAAGUCAUGGAACUGGAUGCGAAACUGGAGGCAGCGAAGGCUUCCAUACCACCGGAAUUACGAUUCCAAGAUCUGGGAUCGUUUCUUAUAGAAGAUCAGGAGUCGUUGAUGUGUCGCUUUAGUCUUGACCUGCUCUGCCUCAAAGCGAAGACAACAAUUUACUGGGCGUCUCGCCCUGGCGGACAACUCGAAAGCGUCUCUUGGUACUUUUGCUCUAUCGGCACGUAUGACUUCUUGCUCGCAAGUAUGAUCAUAUGCCUCGAAUUAGCACGCCAACUCAACAAACAACCCGACCCAGAAACGGAUAAGGUUGCGACACGUGAAGAUAUGAUAGCGGCACUCGAAGCGUCGAAGAAAAUAUGGGAGGAAGCGGGCAAAGAAGAAUGUUUUUCCGAGCCUGCGUUCGGCACGGGCAGGUAUGACCAGAUCAUCGACAACACUGCCGUGACAGAAAUCAGAAAGGCAUGCAAAGCCAUGACGGUCAUGCUGGAGAAGGUCAGAAAGGAUCAGGCCACGAACAACCUACCCACGACCAUGUCUGAGGAGUCGAUGAGAGUGCCUGUUGCCUUUUCUGAAAAGAACGAUUGGCCUGCGACAGACCAUUGGAUCUCCCAAAACGACUUCUCAUCUCUAGACAAUAUCAUGGACGUGUCCAACGAUAUUGAUUGGGUAUGUGAAUAA
Molecule: messenger RNA, 2043 nt
Organism: Aureobasidium namibiae CBS 147.97
Lineage: Eukaryota; Fungi; Ascomycota; Dothideomycetes; Dothideales; Saccotheciaceae
Exons: 4
Coding region: 1-2043 (680 amino acids)
Biological process (GO): regulation of DNA-templated transcription; DNA-templated transcription
Cellular component (GO): nucleus
Molecular function (GO): DNA-binding transcription factor activity, RNA polymerase II-specific; DNA binding; zinc ion binding
Source: RefSeq, a predicted model, not a curated record